GGUUCAGAGUAAGCGCACAACACCGGCCAUGGCUCGCCCCGGGCGGGCGGAAAAGCAAAUCAAACAUACCUUCCCAAGUCGAGCAAUUCUUUGUUGAUGCGUUUUAAAGACAUGUCAGAUGAUUAUAUGGAGCUGGAUUGGGAGAAAGAAAAAGCGAGGGCUUGGACGAGGAAGGAAAUUUCCGCUUGCGGGUGCGCAGUGGCACCGUGGGUGGCGACUGCACACAGCGCGCCCAUUCCAGCGGGUUCCACCGCACGACAGCAAGAGACCAGAGGGCCAGGUCACGUGCAAGGGCGGAGUCACACGAGUGAACACCACAGAGAGCCUGGUGGAAUUUGCAUCUGCUUGUUUUAUCCUGCUACUGCUGGCGACGGCAGAAGUCGCAGAUGGAGACAGGAUCGGCCGGAUGCUGUAGGUGGCUUUGCGCCGUCUCGGUACUCAUUGCCAACUGCGAAUAUUAUUAUGGUUCCAGGGCUCGCUCACAGCGAACGGCUAUAUAGCUGAAGCAUGAAAUGCGAAACACUGGUGCUGAAGCUCCUGAGACAUGGCGUGUCCUGGAGAUAAACGAUUUUGUGCUAUGCCGUGACCGAGAAAACUGGGCCUUGGG
This is a messenger RNA of Metschnikowia bicuspidata var. bicuspidata NRRL YB-4993, 607 nucleotides long. RefSeq lists its product as uncharacterized. The transcript has a single exon. The record is from RefSeq and is a predicted model, not a curated record. The coding region runs from base 97 to 504 and encodes 135 amino acids. Lineage: Eukaryota; Fungi; Ascomycota; Pichiomycetes; Serinales; Metschnikowiaceae.